GUAUUUAAAAAUAUAUAUAUAUUUUUGUUGUUGUUGUUGUUGUUGUUUUUUGUUCUAACUACUUUGUGGGUUGUUUUGAGGACUACAUAAGGUAAUAUACAGAAAGCACUUAGAACAAUGCCUGGCACUUUAUAAACAUUCCUUAAAGUUUAAUGAAUUUGUAUUAGAAUGAAAUUAUUAGAAUGAAAUUGUAACGAUGUUUAUCUUUCUGCUGUUCUAACGAUUUGGUUGCAUUCCAUCUAACCACUAGAAGAAUUUACUGUAAUCUAUUUUUUUUAGUUUCCAGUAUUAAGAAUCAGCCACAUAAUGCAUAAUUUUAUUUUUUGCUUUUUACAUUGGUAAUGCAGUCAUGAGAACAAAAAGUUGCCAUGGUCUCACCAGUUUCCACAUUUGCCAGUUUUUAUGCAGGCCUAAGCAGAAGAGUUAGGUGUGGGAGGAGGUAGACAGGAUGAGGAAUGAAAACUUAGCUGGGUGGGUCCUAAACAUUAAAGAAAUAUUUGACAGUAGCAAAUACUUAGCACAGGAGAGAAAGAAAAUACAUAAGACAUGGUUCCUCCCUCAAAGACUUCAUGAUCCACUGAGAUGUGAAGAUGGGUGCUAAAGUGUGUGUACCUGAUGAUGAAUUCAAAUCUCCUCAACAUUGCCCAGUGGGCCAAAAGGGACAUCGCCUAUGGUGAAAAAUAGCCACUAGAUGGCAGUGUCACUCCACAGUCACCUGGCCGAUGAUCCUAAAAUUACUUGGAUCUGUGAUAAAAAUAACAGAUUUAUUUCCAAGAAUGAUAAAGACAGCAGAUACCCUUUCACCUUUGUAAAAUUCAUUCUGCUAUUUGCAAGACCUAUCAUCUAAUAAAUUACCUUUAAUAAUGGAGAUGCAAGAAAGUAUCUCAUUCAAUUCCUCUAAAAAUUAACUAAUUUUGUAGUGUAAAAAUACACUAAUUUUGAAGUGUUUACCUAGCUUUGAAUUUUAGGUGUGCCUUUAAAGCAUUUACUAAAUAAAUCUAUUUUAAAACAUUUUAAUAGAAUAAAAUGGUGUUGAAGACAGCUUAAUAGAACCAUAGAAUAUUUAUCUUGUAAUAUAUACUGUUGUUAGAAUGUCUAAGGUAAACUGGGAAUAAAGCUAUAUGACUUCACCCUCAGUUUUACUGAGUUGAUGUAGUCUACUUUUGGGUACCUACUACAUAAAAAACAUGCUGCUACUUAAGGAACAUUGAAGGCAAGUAAACAUAGCUCUUAAUAGCCUGAGAUUUCCUGUGGUUUUCAGAACAAAUUAGUCAAAUGCACAAAUCUAAACAAAUGACCCAGUGUGUAAUCACGACAAUUUCUAAAAGAUGUUUUUGAGUAGCCAUCAAUUAGAAGUCAGUUUGCCUUAUCGGCAUGUAACCCUCAUGUUUUAAAACACCCGUACUGAAUAAUGAGCAAAAAUAAAAUAGAAGUGCACUGCUAAUACAGUCGAGACAUGUACUGUAAUUGCUAUUAAAACACUUUUGAGUCUGGGAGUUCCAAAUUUAAAUACUGGUUCUACCUUUCCCAAACUUAAAGUGCCUUCUGUAGCCUGUCUAACCUCACUUUUUUGAUUUGUGAAAUAAGGACAUUUAGUAGUGCCUGUCUUAGAGUUAUUGUAAAAAUUAAAUAACACCUGUAAGGAGCGUAGCACAGUGCCUGAUAACGUGCUGUAUGUUAGGAAGUACUGCUCAAAUGAUUUCAGGUUACCAAAAGAAGGAUUCCUGAGGAAUCUUCCCUAUUUCCAAGGUCAUUGAAUUUUGACCAUGAACCUUUCAGUUUUGUUUUAUCUGGAUGCACAAAUGCAUUGCUUGUAGGCUUUCAUCCUCUACUUGUUACUCCUAUUAAGUAAGUUUUUCCUACAUGAUAAUGCAGUUUAUACUUGUUUUAAAUAACAGACAUUGUUAGCCAUUGGUCUGUUCUUUGGUGCGUAGCUGGCUGGCUGUCUUUAAAAAAGCUUUCAAUAGAACCCUGUAGAUCUUUACAGGGUACUAAACAGAAGAUAAUCUGUCUUUUAGUCAUGUAUGCAAUAAGUUUUAAGAAACAGACGAAGAGUUACCUAAUUAAAGAACUUUCCUCGUAAACCUGCUGCCUUAGAAGUGUAUCAGACACUUCCACAAUGUGGAGGGAUGAAUUCAUCAGGUUCUCAGGGAAAGCACUACCCUGAGGUAUAGAUAUUUUCAAGUCACAUGCAAUAUUCUGGGUGGUUAAGGUUCACCAUCUCCACUGUUCUUCAUAUCUCUUCAGAAUAUCUCCAUAGAGAGCAUCAGACCAUAUCUUAGUUUGACCUUGAUUUGCUGUAUGAAGGUCUCAACCAUCCUAUGCAACUGUAGAAGGCUGGGAAUGAGGGGGGCCAAUGGUGAGGACACUGAGCCCAGAGAUGAGUAACUUCUUCAACGUCAUAGAGCUGCACAAAUUCAGUCCAGGACUGCAAGAAUUCAGGCAUGAGGACACUGUGCAGCAGGCUCACACAGGCAGACCCAAGAUGGACAGAACCUUGGAAUCCCUGAGACACAUCAUUGCCCAAGUCUUGCCUCACAGAGACCCCGCUCUAGUCUUCAAAGACUUGAAUGUUGUGUCAAUGUUACAGGAAUUUUGGGAAAGCAAGCAGCAGCAGAGAGCUGCAUUCCCAAGUGAAGGCGUGGUGGUCUAUGAGUCACUGCCGUCUCCAGGACCUCCCUUUGUGAGUUAUGUGACCCUCCCAGGGGGAAGCUGUUUUGGCAACUUUCAGUGCUGCUUAAGUAGAGCUGAGGCCAGACGGGAUGCAGCAAAAGUGGCCCUAAUCAACUCCCUCUUCAAUGAGCUGCCCUCUCGAAGGAUCACUAAGGAAUUCAUUGUGGAAAGUGUGCAGGAAGCAGUCGCCUCCACCAGUGGCACUUUGGAUGAUGCAGAUGACCCCAGCACCAGCAUUGGAGCCUACCACUACAUGUUGGAGUCAAACAUGGGGAAGACCAUGCUGGAGUUUCAGGAGCUGAUGACCAUUUUCCAACUAUUGCACUGGAAUGGAAGCUUAAAAGCCCUUCGUGAAACAAAGUGUUCCCGACAGGAAGUCAUCUCCUACUAUUCCCAGUAUUCCCUAGAUGAAAAGAUGCGCAGUCACAUGGCCCUGGACUGGAUCAUGAAGGAGAAGGAGUCGCCAGGAAUCCUCUCUCAAGAGCUACGGAUGGCCCUGAGGGAGUUGGAGGAAGCCAGGAAAGCGGGACAAGAACUGCGGUUUUACAAAGAAAAGAAAGAAAUCCUUAGUUUAGCCCUGACUCAAAUCUACAGUGAUCUUGACACCUCCUCACCCAGUGAUGAUCAGCUGAGCCUAACGGCCCUUUGUGGUUACCACUAGCAAGGCCAAGUCCCGGCUGCCCCAAGGUUGGCAGAGGCCAGACUAACAUUAGGAAGCUCAGUGAACGAGGUCCAUCCCAGGCUUUAGCAGCUACAGCCACUACCUGGAGGCUGUACUAAUUCUUCCCAUCCAUGCCAUUCACAGAAUUUGAGAGUAGUAGGACCCUUACAGGACCCAACAUCCCACUUGAUGCAAUUUUCCCAUUAUGCUUUCAAGAGUUCUGCCUCUUACUGAAAGGAUGGAGAAAAGAUUGUUGGAAAAAUAUUUUCCCGGUUUGGCUUCAGCCUAAAGCCCUGUUAACAUGUGCCUUGCUAGAUUCUAUGUGUUGUUGUAAACAAUGGGCCAGUGUAGCAUCCCCCAAAAGAACAUCAGCCAGCAUUGGAGAAAAAGGAGCAUGAUAGCAAUUUUUAAAAAA
Molecule: messenger RNA, 3749 nt
Organism: Neogale vison (American mink)
Lineage: Eukaryota; Metazoa; Chordata; Mammalia; Carnivora; Mustelidae
Gene: LIX1
Product: limb and CNS expressed 1
Exons: 8
Coding region: 2357-3334 (325 amino acids)
Biological process (GO): autophagosome maturation
Cellular component (GO): cytoplasm
Source: RefSeq, a predicted model, not a curated record